This is a messenger RNA of Westerdykella ornata, 1419 nucleotides long. RefSeq names its product putative isomerase YbhE. Gene Ontology annotation, molecular function: protein binding; 6-phosphogluconolactonase activity. The transcript is spliced from 2 exons. The coding region runs from base 100 to 1272 and encodes 390 amino acids. The record is from RefSeq and is a predicted model, not a curated record. Lineage: Eukaryota; Fungi; Ascomycota; Dothideomycetes; Pleosporales; Sporormiaceae.
UUCAAAUAGAAGGGGAGAGAGGAGUGAAGUGGUGUACAUAGAGGACCACUGCAGCAAGCGUUGAUUUUCUCGAUAGCAAUUGGGGAUCCAAGGUCGACUAUGGCGCCUAUCAAGACUCUCGUGCUCGCUGGCUUGACGACUCUCGUUUCCGAGAGCGUCGCUGUCAAGUUGCUGGCUACGCAUUUCUCUGGGACUGUCUACACCCUGGACUUUGAUGGCAAGUCUACGACAAAGAUCACCUCACAGACCAAGGGCUGUGGUGUCACGCCGACCUGGCUGCACCUCGAUAGCUCCAGCAAUACCGCCUACUGCUUCGAUGAAAGCUGGAUGGGAAGCGGCGUGCUCUCUCAGUACACGCUCGACUCGCAGGCCGCCUUGAAACUCCAGGCUUCUGCACGAACGGCGGGCAACACGGUCCAUGGCUCGACCUACGGUGGAACAGAUGGAAAGGGUUUCAUCGCCACGGUGGAAUACUCGCCCUCCACCCUCACCACCUACAAGCUCCCCAUAACCUCCAACACCAAAGCCCUCCAAACCCGCACCUUCACCCAAGCCAAACCGGGGCCCCGUCCCGACCGCCAGGAAAAGCCACACCCCCACUCCGCCUUCACCGACCCGACAGGCAACUUCCUCCUCGUCCCGGACCUAGGCGCCGACCUGACGCGCAUCUUCCGCAUCAACCAGAACACGGGCGCCCUGAGUGACUGCCCGGCCAUCUCCUCCAACCCAGGCGACGGCCCCCGCCACGGCGUCUUCAACAAGAUCGGCGACAGCUGGAAGUACUACAGCCUGAACGAAGUCAGCUCCUCGGUCGGCGUCUACGACGUCAAGCUCCCCGUCAGCAGCAACGAGUGCCUCAGCCUGACGCUGGUCCAGACGGUCGGCAACUACGGCCCCAACGUCCCUAUUGGCAACGCCACGGUCAAGAGCGCCGAGAUCCGCAUCGCGGGAUCCUAUCUGUAUGCGUCGAACCGCAAUGACAGCCACUUCGGCAAGGAGCAGGAUUCGAUUGCGCAGUUCAAGAUUGGGGCCGAUGGAAAGCUGGCGUUUGUCGAGUUGGCGAAUUCGUACAGCUAUUAUCCCAGGAGCUUUGUCAUCAACAAGGCUGGGAACUUGGUGGCUAUUGGUGGUCAGACGACGUCGAAUGUGGUUAUUGUUAAGAGGGAUACGGAGACGGGUAAGUUGGGCCCGUUGGUUAGCAAGGUUGAUGUUGGGUCUAGGGGGACAUAUGGCGGCGAGGAUGGAUUGAGCAGCGUGACUUGGGUUGAGUAGAUGGGUGAGAGAGGAGGUGGGAAAUGAGCCGGUUGGACGACGGUUGAGGAUCGUGGGACUUCUUUGUACAUAGUGAAGCUUGGAGAAUUGCAAACUCAGUCUUGCCGUGGAGUUUCCGAGUUGCAGGUUUCCCUCUUGGAGAGUGAG